Messenger RNA from Puccinia triticina, 663 nucleotides. RefSeq lists its product as uncharacterized. The record is from RefSeq and is a predicted model, not a curated record. The transcript has 6 exons. Bases 1 to 663 code for a protein of 220 amino acids. NCBI's taxonomy places the organism in Eukaryota, Fungi, Basidiomycota, Pucciniomycetes, Pucciniales, Pucciniaceae.
AUGCAGUCACUCUCCAUGUACAAACAACUUGCAUUUUCCCGGCCUUUCUCCCUAGACUGUUUCGGUUUCCUCAAGAACGCAAGACAGAGCUCUCGUCUUCCCACCAGUCCGCGCAAGCACUUCCUGCUAAGUUUCAGGAUGGAUGACCCAGCUAACCAGAUCAGGGGCAUUGUAAGAUCGUUGAUAGAGCCCUAUCGCCACGCGGUCAUCGGAGAAAACGUUUCAAAAUAUUUCACUCCCGAUGCUCUUAUUACGAAUCCAUUUUGGAGCCAUGCCAGGCUUUCGAAAUCUGAAAUACAUGUGAAGAGUAUAUACGAGAUAAUACGAUUGUUUUCGAUCAACAUCCGGGUCCAUUUCCAGGGCGUGAUGUUUGAUGAGACAAAGGAACAUUGUACAAUAGAGCUCGUCGAGACGAUGGAUUCAAUCUUACAUUAUAAUUUCCUUGCCAACGUUAGAAUUCCGUUGCUGAUUCGCCUUGAUCUGACUAAAGGAACAGAUGGCAACUACCGGAUUUCCAAGGAGAAAAGCAACAUUCCAACGGACCUUAAGAUGGUUGGGAUGGUCUUAUUCCCUACUUUAAUUUCCUUCGGGAAAAUCCUGGGCUCAACGGCGGGGAUCGGCACAGGCGUUAUUGGCCAGAUAGUUCCAAUUACUUCCUCGUAA